AGAGAGAGAGAGAGAGAGAGAGAGAGAGAGAGAGAGAGAGAGAGAGAGAGAGAGAGAGAGGAGGAGAAAAACCUGCUCAUCAGACACAUUCACGUUCCUCCUCCACUCGGGCCGCGGUUAUUCCCGAUUAUUACUCUUUAUUUUACAGAGUCCAGGUCAUAGUCUGAUUCCGGAGGAACGAGAGGCAGCUGGAGCGAACCAUCGUUUAUGAUUCCGCCAGAUAUGAUAUGAAUGUCAACCGGUCAAGGUCCGAUCCACCGGAUUCUCAGGCUCCUUCUUCUCCUGCUGCUCCUGCCUCACGCGUCUGGGUGAAUUUCUACCUAAUCAAUAUUCAUUAAUAAUCCUUGAUAAUAAUCCCGUGUGAUCCCGUGUGGACGCGGAUUGUUGGAGCAGCGUGGGAGCUCCACACCGGGGAUGACAUGCUGCGGUAAAAACUGGAAACUGGGAAUAAUAUGGAUUAGAAAACACUGAUGAUGUGACUGCGACACUUGAGAAAGGAAAAUGCUUGUCGGUCCUCCUGUGCAGAAAUCUGUCACAGCACUCAUUUAACAGCUGACGUUCACCCAGAGAUCGGACCCGACGAGAGGACACCAUGUCGGCGGUGAUGAUCACGCGAAAGGUGCGAAAAUGGGAGAAGCUCCCGGGGAAGAACACGUUCUGCUGCGACGGGCGGGUGAUGAUGGCCCGGCAGAAAGGAGUCUUCUACCUGACCCUGUUCCUCAUCAUCGGGACCUGCUCCCUCUUCUUCGCCUUCGAAUGUCCAUACCUGGCUCUGCAUCUGUCUCCCACCAUCCCAGUCUUUGCUGUCGUGCUCUUCCUCUUCGUCAUGGCCAUGUUGUUGAGGACCAGCUUCAGUGACCCUGGGGUUCUGCCACGGGCCCUCCCAGAGGAAGCCACAUUCAUCGAGAUGGAAAUAGAGGCGGCCAACGGGAACGUCCCCCAGGGUCAGCGGCCUCCACCGCGAAUCCGCAACGUCCAGAUCAACAACCAGAUCGUCAAGCUCAAGUAUUGUUACACCUGCAAGAUCUUCCGACCUCCUCGAGCGUCUCACUGCAGCAUCUGUGACAACUGUGUCGACCGUUUCGAUCACCACUGUCCAUGGGUGGGCAACUGUGUGGGCAAGAGGAACUACCGAUACUUCUACCUGUUCACCAUGUCGCUCUCCCUGCUCACCAUUUACAUCUUCACCUUCGACAUUGUCCACGUGGUCAUGCGCUCGGUGGAUAAUGGCUUUCUGAACACUUUGAAAGAAACACCUGGAACUGUGCUGGAGGUGCUGGUGUGUUUCUUCACCCUGUGGUCAGUGGUGGGACUGACCGGCUUCCACACCUACCUGAUCUCCCUCAACCAGACCACCAACGAGGACAUUAAAGGGUCGUGGUCUGGAAAGAACCGAGUCCAGAACCCGUACAGCCACAAGAACAUCUUCAAAAACUGCUGUGAGGUGCUGUGUGGGCCGGCCUACCCCAGCGUCUUGGACAGAAGAGGAGUGAUGCAGGAGGAUUCGCCGGUUUCUGCGUCGUCUGCUGCUCCGGACAACAACAGCAGCAGCAGCAGCAGCAGCCCGGAGCCACAAGCCAUGCAUGCUGUCCUCUGCCUACAGAAACCCACGGCUCCGCUCAUCCCCAACGAGCACACGCCUGAUGACGCCAAGCCGAGCAUCGCUGCCUCGGCCCAGAAGAGCCCCUCGCCCAAAGAGGAGCACCCUCCGCCGUCCAAGGCCCCGCCCCUGGCUUCUCCAGAGGCCGAGGUGGAGGCGUCCAACACCAAGGACAAGACCCAUUAGCUGUGUGAGGGGGGGCGGGCCCUAAUUGCGGGCCACUCCCCCUCCCCAGAAACCUGCCUGGACAGGAAGUGGAACAUUAAUAAUCAAUGUCUGAUUACUGUGCGGGUGACUCAGUUACUCUCCGGCUCCGGCCCCACAUCCAACCAGAAGGGUCUCUGCUGCGGCCCCUCCUCGCCCCCCCACUCCUCAGCAGGAGCUGCAGAGCUGUUUGACUGACUCCUGCAGGAGGGAGGGGGGGAGUGAUUUAAUGUUGAGUCAGCAGCUUCCUCUGACUCCUGAACACUGCAUGCAAAAGACACGCAGGUGGAGACGCCUCUGGGAAAUCUGCAAAAAAACAAGAACACUCUUAAAGCGAAUGACUUUCCCUGUGGUUCACCUGUGGGCUCCUCUGUCAGACUCUUCUCUUCUUUAUUUAAAGUUGCAUAAUGACAUUUAUUGUGAGAGGCCAGCUCAAAUAUACUCCUUGCAAGUGUCUGGCAGGACAAUAAUACUUCUGGACAUGUAAACACCAAACAUACUGUCGGCUUUCGUUGUGUGCACAUUACAUGUCCUAUGCAAACCAUGAGGAGGCAGGACAGGCUUCAGCUGAAAGUGUGUGAGUGGACGGGACGUCCGUGCAGGGGGAGGACAGGCCAGUCCUCAGCUGAGAUAUUCCUAAAGGCUCCUUCCAGGCAAAUGUAAAUCUACUUUUCAGUCCAAUUCUGCUGCAUCAGUACUGUUAUUACUUAUCUUUUUUUUUUUUUUUUUUACGUGAUCUGAUCCAGGCCAACUCCUGUCCUUCCACUUUUUCUAUAACUGAGGCUGCAGUGUGACGCCGGUGCUCUGAAUGACGCGGCUGCUGCGUGCACAGCGACGGUCUCAUACCCGGGAGACGCCGAGUGAAAGGUCUGACCUCUGGUGAUCGUAGACACUUGUAGUAACAGUGCCUUAUCGCAACAGUUGCACUACGAAAUGCAACUUGGGUCGAGCAACAGAGACGCCCUUCAAAGUCAGAGCCGUUCAUACGCAGAUCAGCCAAGUGCUUCUCAACCAGGGGGUCCGGAGAUAAAUCUAAGAUCAUGAGGAGAUUAAUGGAAUAGUUUCAUAUUUGGGGGGAAACGGUCUUUAUUUGAUGAUGUAAAACAUCAACAACAAACCACAAUUGGUUGUUUCACCAACUGGAGCUCUAUCUUGACUUCCGGACAUUUCGACAUUUCAGUAUUUGCACAACUUAAACAAACGUGUGAAUCAGUGAGAGGUGCUGGCAUUUAAAUGCAGAAUCAUCCAACUCUCAGCAAAACUGUUAAUACGAUUAUUUCCCCCCCCAAUGAUGAAAAACGAAUUAGUUUUCUUCCGGAAAGUAUUAGAAAGAUAAAAUCUUAAUGAGGAGAAAUUCACAAACUGGAAGAUAAAUUCCGCCUGUGACCAGUAGAUAAAGUUGUGUGUGUGUGUAAUCCUGCAAGACUUCACGGUUGAGAAUCACUGAUUUUAGAGAAAAGAACUAAAACGCUUGAAUUAUAGAUUGAAAUGUUCUGAAAACUUCUCAGCUGACGAGCGAAGACGACCGACAUCAGCAGGUUGUUGUUGGUUUUUUUGUACCUAUUUGAAGCUGAACUGUGGCCAAGUGUUAAUUAUUGUGCCUGCGAGCUCGAGCGCCUCCUCCUGCAGAUCACAUCAGAGCCGAUCUUCCUCAGAGUCCUCUCUCUCUCUCUCUCUCUAUCUCUCUCUCUCUCCCUGCCGUCUUCUGCCUUUUCAUACUCGUCUUCUCACAUCUGCGCUGUGACAGUAAACUCCUUCCACGGCAGCUGUCUGUGGCAGACGUGCACACAUCCUCUCCUUUCACACAUCUGUGUCUUUCAGACGGAGCGCAGCCUUUGGUGCGAGAAUCGAGAAAUCGUUUUUGUUUCGCUCGAGGGUGUGGUGGGGGAGAAGAAAAUCCACUCAAGGCAAACUGAGAGAAAGUGAAAUUCUUAGUAUUUAAAUGAUUUUAGCAGAUAGCGAGAGUUUGUCUUAUAGUGAUUGUGUUUAUAUGCAAGACAGAGUUGGUGUUUGUGAAAUAUACCUGUGUAGAAAUUCUAGUGUGUUCAGCAGCGUCGUGUGGGAAACGUGCCCGGGAUGAUUUAUGAUCAGAGCCACAGUCACAAGUCCUCUUCAAUCUCCUGGAGAAUUAACUCCAGACAUACGAGCGAGGAAGAAGCAUUUAAAGAAGAAGGGAUCUUUUCAUGGAGCCGUUUAAAGCUCAUGACUGAUAUUAGAUACUUAUAAAAAAAAAAUGAUUAUAGGCCUGAAGGUAACAUUUCUUUCAUUACUGAUUCAUCUGUGGAUGGUUUUCUUGAUGAAAUGAUUGUUUGCUCUGUAUAAUGGUGAAAUAAUAGUGAAUGUCCAAACCCCCAAAAUAAAUUUUAUUAUGAGAAAAUAAGCAAAUACUCACAGUUGGAAAAAAAAAAAGCUGGAAGUAAAUUUUGUUAAAUUUUGUUUGUUGGGAAAAUGCUAAACAAACAAUUGAUCAUUAGAAUAUUUGUCGAUACAUUUUCUGUUGAUAAUCAACUCACUCUUCCAGCUCUAGAUUAUUCCUUUUAUUUAUUUGUAUUGUCUCUUAGGAGGGAUAGGUGACGUGACCACUGGGAGAUGCUGUAACGUGUGUGGAAGUAUUGUUUCUGUGAAGUAAAGAAAUGUAAUUACUGAAUAUUUUUUUCUCCUCCAGAAAUCAAAAAGAAAAAAACCAAGAGCACUUUGGUAGAUUUGUCAUCGAAGGUGUUUGAGGACCGUUUGUAUCGAUGGCUUUGUGUCGCUGUCACCGAGAACAAGAAUGUAUGUGACUGAUAAAAGAAGGGACGUUUGUGUUGAAGCAGAUUUUAAAGGGAAAGUGGAACUUGUUUUAUUUUUAGCCGUGCAGGUUUUGCAGACUGACGAGCGGAAAGCUGUCGUCCCUGUGACUCCUGUGUUGAAAUGACCGGGAUCAGACCUGAACGAAACUCUGGUCCGUGUGUUGCAUCGCAUCAUGUAAACUGAUACAGAACGAGCUCUUAUUUAUGUUCACUUUUAGUAUCAACACUGUGAUUCGACGUGUUUCAUUUGAUUUACUUCACUUCUUUUUACAUGAUCAAUGUGUCUGGUAAAUAAACAAUAUUGUCUUAUUA
Molecule: messenger RNA, 4905 nt
Organism: Hippoglossus stenolepis (Pacific halibut)
Lineage: Eukaryota; Metazoa; Chordata; Actinopteri; Pleuronectiformes; Pleuronectidae
Gene: zdhhc9
Product: zinc finger DHHC-type palmitoyltransferase 9
Exons: 10
Coding region: 593-1786 (397 amino acids)
Biological process (GO): peptidyl-L-cysteine S-palmitoylation; protein targeting to membrane
Cellular component (GO): Golgi apparatus; endoplasmic reticulum
Molecular function (GO): protein-cysteine S-palmitoyltransferase activity
Source: RefSeq, a predicted model, not a curated record